AAAAUAAAAGCAAGAAACCCAGUUUCAUAAACACCGCAGAGGUUCCGAUUAGACACUGAGCUGCUAAAACCACCUCGACCCAGUAGAAAGCACCAAGAUGCAGAUUCUUAUCCUUCUACUUUUUUCCUCAUCUCUUGUAUGUAUCUUACGUAUAUAGGUGCCAUCAGCCACAAAAUUUGGCAUGGAAUUAGCUGACAGGGCAGUUGGAUUCUUGUUAUCCUUUAUCAGUUUAUCUAUCUUCACUUAUUAUACAUUCUGGGUCAUUAUCCUGCCAUUCGUAGACAGUGAUCACUUCAUCCACCAGUAUUUCCUGCCACAAGAAUAUGCCAUAUUGAUACCUGUAUUUGCUGGUGUUACACUUCUCUUCUUUUUAUGCAUUUUUGUAGGAAUGGUAAUGUUUAAAUCCAACAAGAAGAAACCAUAAUGCUAAUGCUGUUGUCAUUAUCAUGUAUCCUAUUUCAUUUUCGAAUUCCAAACGUUGUUCCUCACUUAACGUGAUUUUGAAAAUGAGGGCAGUUGUUGGUA
Molecule: messenger RNA, 525 nt
Organism: Manihot esculenta (cassava)
Lineage: Eukaryota; Viridiplantae; Streptophyta; Magnoliopsida; Malpighiales; Euphorbiaceae
Product: dolichol-phosphate mannose synthase subunit 2
Exons: 4
Coding region: 182-424 (80 amino acids)
Biological process (GO): GPI anchor biosynthetic process
Cellular component (GO): dolichol-phosphate-mannose synthase complex; endoplasmic reticulum membrane
Molecular function (GO): enzyme regulator activity
Source: RefSeq, a predicted model, not a curated record